Messenger RNA from Saccostrea echinata, 2997 nucleotides. Its product is annotated as receptor-type tyrosine-protein phosphatase epsilon-like. Gene Ontology annotation, biological process: protein dephosphorylation. Bases 1 to 2877 code for a protein of 958 amino acids. The transcript has 24 exons. The record is from RefSeq and is a predicted model, not a curated record. NCBI's taxonomy places the organism in Eukaryota, Metazoa, Mollusca, Bivalvia, Ostreida, Ostreidae. Gene Ontology annotation, molecular function: protein tyrosine phosphatase activity.
AUGGCGCUUCUAAUUGGAUUUUCUGUCUCUUCUGGAUACGUGGAUCUGUCGAGAGAGAAAGCAACUAGUCAGACUUUAACCUGGCCAUGUCCACAUCGUGAAUGUAAAGACCAGUAUAUCUCAAAAAAUGCAGUGGAUAGAGAUAAAGACACGUGUACAAGACAAAGUGUGAUAGGAGGACGUUCUGAGGAUAAGACUGGGAGAUGGAAAGUGGAUUUGGGUGCUAUUUACAGUAUAUAUAGCAUAAAUAUACUGUUUAAGGACAUUCCUGAACACAGGUGCAACGAAACUUUUUAUGGGAUGAAUUGUGAAAAAAUGUGUUCUCUCAACUGUGAAAACCAAAGAUGUAAUAUUAUAAAUGGAACAUGCCUGAGAUGUAGGCCAGGAUGGACUGGAAUGUUAUGCAAAAGUGUGUGUCCAAGGGGAUGGUAUGGGCAUGGUUGUAAAAAACAGUGUUCCGGUCAUUGUAGAAACAAUGACAUCUGCGAUCAUGUGACCGGUCGUUGUGACAAUGGAUGUGCUGACGGAUGGAUAGGAAGGAAUUGUGAAGAAUCAUGUAAAGAUGGAAACUACGGUCCAGGUUGUGUAAAUAACUGCAGCGGUCACUGUCUAAAUGAUUCCCAUUGUAACAAACAAACUGGACACUGUGACACAGGGUGUAAACCAGGAUACACAGGGGAUUUAUGUAACUUAGCAUGCACCCUAGGAUACUUUGGGAACCAAUGCAGGGAACUUUGCAGCCAGAAUUGUUGGAAUGAUGAGAUCUGUAAACACACGGACGGAAUUUGUACAAGUGGAUGCAAAGAUGGAUAUAUCGGAGGAAGGUGUAACAAAUGGCUCGUUAGAGCUGAUCAGGUAUCUAAUGCUCCUUCAUCUGAUACGCUUACUGCUAUUGGGGUUGUUGGUCCGUUAGCAGUUGUCAUCAUCAUUGUUGUUUUGGUCAUUUUAGUUAUCCGAUAUAAAAGAAAAUCUUCAGAGACGUCAACUAAACAGAAAAAUGUUCUGAACAUGAAGCAUAUUUCUAUUGUGGACCAAGUGAACAGAGAAUCAUCAUCAGAACACAGCAACGUACAAGAUACAGACAUUAUUCAUAACUCAAAAGACAAUGACGUUGAAAAUGAGUGUGCCAAGAGAGGGCCACCGACGAAUAAAUGUAUACCAGUGAAUAAUUUACAAAGCAUCAUAUAUAAAAUGUCUGCCUCAGAGGAUACCGACUUUCAGUAUGAAUAUCAGGAUAUCCCAAAAGGUGAACUCCAUCCAUGUCAGGAAGCCAAUCGACCAGAAAAUAAAGCUAAAAAUAGAUACAAAACAACGUUUCCAUAUGACCACUCCCGAGUCGUAUUGAAAACCUCAUCGCCAAGUGAGGGGGAUUAUAUUAAUGCCAGUUAUAUAGAGGAUGUUCAGGGUAAACGCUCCUACAUCGCCACGCAAGGUCCUAAGCCAAAGACGAUUGCUGAUUUCUGGAAAAUGAUUUGGCAGGAGGAUGUAUCCAUUAUUGUGUGUCUGACCAAUCUCAAAGAAGGGGCAAAGAUCAAAUGCGCGCAAUAUUGGCCAAACAUUAACGACAAAUUACAAAGUGGAGAUUUUAAUAUCAGAAACAUAGAAGAAAAAGUUUAUGCUAAUUAUACCAAAAGACAUUUCAAAGUCUUCAAACACUUGGAACAAACGGAUAGAGAGGUUGUGAUGUUUCAUUAUACAAGGUGGCCAGACCAUGGAGUUCCUGAUCCACUAAGUCUUGUUGUGUUCCAUCGUCACGUGAUGAGAGUGUCUUCUAAAUACCCGGGAAAAUACAUUGCUGUGCACUGCAGUGCUGGAAUCGGUAGAACAGGUACGUACAUUGCUUUAGACGCCCUCUAUCGGGAAGGGGAGAGAAAUGGUAAAGUUAAUGUACCGAUGUACGUCAGGACCAUGAGAAAAGACAGAAUGAACAUGAUACAAGGAGAUGAACAAUACAAAUCUGUCUAUUUGGUACUUUACGAAUCGUUCGUGGAAAAAUCGCGAUGCAUGACAACUGAGCAAAUUUUACAAGCAGAUCAAGAUACUUUGUGUUACGCCAAUUGUGGAGAAGUUACAUCAAACCCUUUGUCUGCAGAUUUUAAGAAGUUGCUGUCGCUUAGAAAAACUUAUACAGAUAAGGACUAUGAAUCAGGAAAUACAAAUAUGGCAGCCAACUACACAAAGGAUGUACUUCCUGUUGAAGAAUUCAUGUGCCGGUUAACAUAUUCCAAAGGGAGAUCCACAUAUUACAACGCUGUUUUUCUCCAGUCUUACAAAGAAAAUGAUAGUCUCAUCACUGCCCAGUAUCCAGUACAAGACUACACUGAAGACUUCCUAAGGCUGGUAAAGGAUAUGAAUGUCCGCGUAGUUGUCUUUCUUUGCCCAUUAUCUGAUUUGGAAUCCUCCCCUCUUUGGUUCCCAUCCAAAAAUAUGGAGAAAACCGUUGGAAGUUUUACAAUAAAGCUAACUUCGUGUGAAGAUUCGGCGAAUGUUUCCAAGACAAGUAUACAUCUUAAACCAAAGGGAUGCAGUUCAAUGAGAGUGACUGUGCUUGAAUGUCCAAAAUUGAAAGGAGGACUCUCUAUUGCGGACAAGAGAGACUUAGUGGACAUUGUCAAGGCGGCAAAAAGUGAAAACUUUGAUCACGGAAACAGACUUCUCAUACUGUCCAGUGAUGGAGCCACACGUUGUGGAGCAUUCUGUGUGGUCUAUAACGCUCUAGAACAACUUUCAAUGGAUCAGGAAGUGGAUAUUUUCACCAUUACACGGCAACUUCAGAUCCGUAGACCGGAGUUUUUGUCCAACUUAGAGGAAUAUCAGCUUUGUCAUGAGGCUGUUGCAGAAUAUUUGAGAAAUGACAGUGUAUACGCAAAUUUCUAGUAUAAGGGAGUUUACCCUCAAAAGUCACUAUGUUUUGAAAAGACAAAAAAUGUGUGUUUUUUUCUGUUUCAUUUGUGAUUAAUUUUUGUUAAGAUAUGGUACUUUUGUGUAGUUAUGAGA